Molecule: messenger RNA, 504 nt
Organism: Laccaria bicolor S238N-H82
Lineage: Eukaryota; Fungi; Basidiomycota; Agaricomycetes; Agaricales; Hydnangiaceae
Exons: 6
Coding region: 1-504 (167 amino acids)
Source: RefSeq, a predicted model, not a curated record
AUGCAGGAGGAGGAGGAGGAGGAGGGCAGGUGUCUAUUUUGUUUACUUUAUACAUGGUACUUGGAUGCUUGUAUGAUGUACUUUAUCAAGAGAGUUGUGUCCAGAACUGUGGAAAUGGAACUUGACCUUGUGCUGAAGUUCCACUUGGUUGCAAGUAGGGAACUCAUUCAUACAUAUGUACAUAUUUACAAUCAAGCUCAUCUUGUACUGCUCAACUUUAUGGGUUUGAUGAGCCUGCCAAAACAAGUCACCAGCCAUGCAGCUAUUAUACUUCCCCCAAGUCCCUCUAGCUGUGUCCUUUUCAAAAUCCAGUGCAACUGGCAGCAUUUCAGAGUUAGUGCCACUUACAUACAGUUUAUGAACCACAGCCCUGGCAGAGAUGAGGAAGCUUUCUUCCAAGCCUUCACCAACCAGGCCAUCAACUCCAUCCACCAUUUCCUCAUUGACAUCUACUGUUUCCUCCACAUCAACAUUUUCACCCUCCAUCAUGUUCUCUUGUUCUGA